UCGUUCUCGCUUAGUCGCUGCGAUACUCGAUUCUCGUGACGGCCUGUCGAUUCGGCGUGUGUGUACCACUGUCAACUGUGUAGCCCGAUAUCUCGGUUUAUCGAAAACCGGCUAUCGUCGUGGAGUGUAAGCAGAUCAGGUGCGCACAUGCGCGCAAAAUCGAAACGCAUUACAAUAAAGUUGCGAAGAAAGAAACACGAGAAAAAAAGAGGAGGCGAGAGAAAGUCGCCUGUUUUUCCGCCGGUUGUGCGUCUCUCCCUCUCUUCUUAACACGAGACGCCGUGUAUCCUGUUAUAUCGUCGUCGAAUUUUGUUUUAUCAAAGCAACGUAUUAAUUUGCUGAAGAUCGCGCGUGUCACGUGUGUUCUCUCCCUCUCUCGUAGUAAACGAAUCUCGAUUUUGGCCCGUGUGUGUAUACGUGUCGGCAUCGCGACAACGUCACGUCGGUGUUACGACGACAAGAAAGGACGAGUGUGCGGAUUGUGGCCGACAUCGGCGGUCUCAGCGGGCCAGCCUCGAUUCCCCGUCGUUACCACCGUAUCGAACGACGAAAAGGAACACCGCUUUGGCUGAACACUAUCAACAAGUCGAGUCGUUCAUCCGAAAGCGUUCCACCGGCCAAAGAAGAAGACGCUAGCAACAGCGAAGCUUGGUCGUAGUUCCUGCAUUGAAAUCGUGGAAACGAUUCGAAGCCGCUAGGAAAUUGACUUCGCAGCAAACCAGACUCGUCUCUUCGUUCUUGUUCUCUCGUUCAACCAGACAGAUUCACUUUGUUCACUGCGAGGAACCGUUAUCGAAUUCGUUCCGAGUUGCUCCAAAUACAAUCUCUCGGUUGUAAGUUAUUACAACACGAGUCACACACCGCGCCACCUUUGACGGCUCGAGGACGAGGCAAAGGUUGAUUCGGUUGACGUUCCGAAACGUAGAAACGCGGCGAACGAGUUUCCAACCAGAGCUCUCUUCUCGACUUACCAGAAAAUAGAGAAACAAAUGCGUGCGAGCAAAAGACGCGCGCGAGGUGGAAGGUAGUCGGUCGACCACCGUUGGCUGGUUCCGCGCUCACGAUUCUCUUGGGUCAACGAUCUGUUGGUGGAUCUCGCGCUUGAGCUGUUCCCGGUUUGUAUACACGUAUCUGUGGACAGGUCCGGUCGAUACGAUAUAUACAUAUAUAUAUAUAUAUAUAGGUUCGUGGUUCGGUCGCGUUCGUUGGAUACGCGCGUAUUCGUGCCGAUAGCACGUUUCACGAGGAGUGAAAAGGCGGUCACUCGGUACGCCGUCGUGGCUGCUUUCACCGGCGACGGAAUAAUGCCGAUCGCGCCUUAACGGUACGCGACUCAUGCCUUCCGUAUUUCCCUUGCGAACCACCGGAAAAAUGAUAGCGGAUCUCGGGUGAUUAAGUGUGCAGUGCGUCGCGACAGUUUCCUGAUGGUUUUUCCUCGUCUUCGUCGUCUAGUAUAGUGGUCGCGGGUGUUUCGGUGUUGUUGAUUUAGUAUAUCGGCAAUACAGUGGAAACGUGGAUACGCGUUUCGAAGAUCUCGAUCGAUACGUAGCAUGGAAAGCAAGAUGUACAUCAGCAACGAGCCGCAGAACAACGGCCACUCGGCCGCCAAAUACGCGUCGACCAAUUCGAUUCCUUCGAUAGUGGAGAAAGAAUCGUCAUUCGCGAAACUUAUCGGCGCUGUUGGCAGAAGAGACUCGAACGCUAUUUUACGCGAUAAUAAAGGCAGACGGCACAGCGUGCUGGAGGAUCUGAAGGCGCGAAGGGACAGUCUGUUUCAUAGAGCGAGACGCGGUAGCGUUGUCGAGGAGAAGGAAAAUACGAAACAAGUGCAGAAGGAGAAAAGACGCGCCAGCGAGUGUGGCAGACGGUGCUCGGUUUUCUACGUGUCGCAGGAUCUGCUCGAGGAGAACCAAGAACUACUGGAGAACGAGAGAAGAAUACAAGCGGACAUCGAGGGCAAAAAGGCUCGCAGAAAGUCGUGGCAUAUCCUCGCCAGGCCGCCGAAACUCGAUCGCAAAAGGAGGAAAGGGAUUGCUGGCGUCCCGACACAGGUCGCAAGCACCGAUGGACUUUACACGCAAGCCAGACAGAAGAGGCCUUCCUGGUGGAACAUAUUCGUGCCUGACUCCGUCGCCAGGUCCAGGCGAAUGUCCCAGGAUAUCACGCAUUCCAGAUCCACAGAAAAUCUCACAGUACCCUAUUUCAGGAGCAAGAGUCGCAGCGUGGAUCAUGGAUUCGCCGCGCCUUUUGAUUGGGAUUCAUCGAAGAACAAGGUCGAAGGACGGUUCGAGUCGGUCGACGAAUUCACGAAGGAUACAGACAGCGAAAGCGAGGAUGGCUCGUCGACAAGGUUAAACUUCAACAUCAUCCCCUACACUGUGGGUGAUAGGGACACGCUGACGUCCGUGGCCGCGAGAUUCGAUACAACGCCAUCCGAGCUGAGCAAAUUUAACAGGCUCGGAAGUACUUUCAUUUAUCCCGGCCAGCAACUGUGGAUACCGGUGGAAGGAGAAGGUCAAACAAAAGGCGGAACUACCGACGCACCUAGUCCGGAUCCUUGCCACGAUCACGAGUCCCAGGAUGACCUACCUCCAGAAGAAAAAGAACUUUUAGACAACUUGAGGCCAGUGUCACCGAAACCAAGCCAUGAAAGAGUGAAAACACCUCUUAGUGUUACCAAUACAGUGAUAGAAGAGGAGGAACAGCCAUUUAAAGAAAGAUUUUUGAAAAUUAAUGUUCGUCACAUUACAGAUGGUCAGGGUGUUGUUGGUGGAGUGUUACUAGUUACGCCAAAUGCAGUCAUGUUUGAUCCCAAUGUUUCUGAUCCCCUUGUAAUUGAACAUGGAGCUGAAUCUUACGGUGUUAUUGCACCAAUGGAAUUUGUAGUAAAUGCUGCAAUUUAUUAUGAUAUUGCACAUAUGCGAGUUGGACAUACAGAAUCUGGAAACUUAGAUAAGAAGCCAGAAAUUUAUUAUAUGAAGAAACCUUCACCAAUUGAAAAUAUUAAAUGCCAGUCACCAGAAAAGGAGGAAAAUUUUCCGGAAUUAACGGCGGAUGAUGCUGAGAAUGUAUGCAGCUGUGCUGAGAGAGAUGGAGAUGCUUUUCCAAAGGCCUUUGAGAGAGAUCUCGUUACUCCUACUAAUCUUCAAAAUGAAGAAGAUACAACAACAACCAAAGAAAAAGAGAAGGAGAAAGAGAAAGAGAAGGAGACUAAAGCUGUGAGCGGUGGUGGUCAAGCAAGUAGAACAUUAGAGGAGCGUAGACGUUCUAUGCUUGACCAUCACUGGCCAGUUCCUAGCAAAGAUCAAUAUCCAUGGCCCAUCGAGGAUGAACAACAAGAUUCUUUAAAUUCUGACAAAGUGGACUCCGCGAAGUCGAAGGUGAUUCCCGAAGGCGAAGAAGGAUCUCUAGUCAAACUGUCAUGCCACGACUCUGGUAUUGACAUACGUGACCCUAAUCCCUCUUUCCCAGUAGUUCAACCAAAUCCCACAAAGAAAGUUUAUUCAGACGCAGAUAUUGUCUUAUCUUCAGAUUGGGUCCCUCCUAUUACUAUUGCUCCGACGAACGUUACAACUGAUUCGGUAGAUAGUGGUCCUGCCAUUAACGGCAGGAAGAAGGCAAGUUCUGUAUCUUUUAGCUUAGACAGUAAUAAUACGGAGGAACCUGAGAAAGAUGAGGAACACAAAGACGACGAUAAACAAGAGACUCGUAGAAAUAAGAUGUUAAAACGAUUAUCAUAUCCUCUGUCAUGGAUGGAAGGGUUAACUGGCGAAAAGGAAGAUGAAAGUAAAUCUGGAACUGAUAAAGUUUCGAGUCUUCCUAAUAGCGCGGAUUCUCAUCAUUCAUCAGUUUUCAGCAAAGUUUUCUCAAGCUCGCCGAUCAACCUGGUGAGUGACUUUAGCUCGGGCCUGUUUGCUAAAACUCCCAGCGAAGAGAGCGGUGGGGGCGGUAGAGCCGGAGGAACACCUCCGCUUACCGCCUCCUCUCUCUCCCAGGACACCAGCAACCCUCAGAUUUCACCUGGUCCAGGAGGGCUUAUGGGACGGUCUUCCGUGGGCACAUUCAUCAGACAGCAACCGUUGACAUCGUCAGGUAGCAGCAGCGUGGACAGUAACCGAAGUAACAAAACCUUGGCCACAGCACCUCGAUUGGACUAUCGUAGCAUGGUCUCUGUUGAAGAUAUGCCCGAACUGUUCGUCAGUUUCGACAUCCAAGCACCUAAUUUUCCCGAACUCGAAGGCCUCGAGCUUAUACCACGACCAGCCCAUUCUUGCGAGGAUCCUCCACUGUACCUGAGGCUGCGAACAGGAAGGCCCAAAGAUAAGAAGAUUCCCCGCUCGACGCCUAUUAUGAGCUAUGGCAAGAAGAAGCUGCGGCCAGAAUACUGGUUCAGCAUACCGCGUAACAGGGUGGACGACCUCUACAGGUUUAUCCAUGCGUGGGUGCCGUCGCUUUAUGGAGAACUCGACGAGAAUUAUUGGCGAGAACGGGGAUAUGUCUUGCUGGACACUGACACGGAUCUAUCACCUGAAUUGUCGCCGCACGAGGCUGGGAAAGCCGGGGAUGCCACCGAGGAGGAAAAAUGUCGUCAAGACAGCGAUGAGAUCUCCGAGCUGACGAGGGAAUCAUGGGAGCUGAUCAAGGCCCCCUACGUAAAGCUGUACAGCAUCCUGAAGACGUCGAGCACAUCGGCGGAUUCCGAGCAGAUCCAGGACCCGGAGGUACUGUCUAUGAGCGAGGAACUCAGGCGAGCUCUGUACACGAACAGCGCCGUCUCCAUAGACAACGAUGUCAUCGUUCCCGACCUGGUUGGCACCACCGAGAUCCUCAGCGACGAGCACAGAGAACAACUGUGCCGGCAUUUGCCUGCCAGGGCGGAGGGCUACCUCUGGACCCUCGUUUUCAGUACCAGUCAACAUGGAUUUAGUCUAAACAGUAUGUACAGGAAGAUGGCCAAAAUAGAGAGCCCAAUUCUCUUGGUGAUAGAAGAUACAGAGGGCAACGUGUUUGGUGCGUUGACCUCGUGCUCUCUGCACGUGAGUGAUCAUUUCUAUGGAACCGGCGAAUCUCUUCUCUUCAAGUUCACGCCCAGAUUCCAGGCGUUCCACUGGACUGGGGACAACCUCUAUUUCAUCAAAGGCAACAACGAAAGCCUUGCCAUCGGUGCCGGAGAUGGCAAGUUUGGAUUGUGGCUAGACGGAGACCUAUACCAAGGCAGGUCACAAUCUUGUAGCACGUAUGGAAACGAGCCGCUGGCACCGCGAGAAGAUUUCGUGGUGAAAACGCUGGAAUGUUGGGCAUUCAUAUAGGACACAGCCUCGUACUCCGUGUUCGCGACUUCGCCCUCACCGCAGCCUAAUUUGACUUGAAUUCCGAGAAAGUCUCGCGUGGAGGUUGAUCGUCCCCAGAGAAAAAUUAUCGCACGGAGGACAAUUAUCAAGAUUUCCAAGAGACAUUUUUCCAGAGGAGAUUAAAGUCGAUUAACGGGAUUAUCGGUUAGCUCGAUUACCGUCGAUAGAUUUUUAAACAGAGAGACCCCAGACGUAUUUUGUUAAAAGUCAAUAGGAGAUUUUUCGAGUGAAAGAGAGAGAGAGAGAGAGAGAGAGAGAGAUGAAAGAAUUGUAAUUUUUAAUGAAUGGAAGGUAGAAACGUUGAUGAUGAAAAGGAAGCUGCAGGAAAGAAUGAUGAUGAUGACAAUGAUGAAGAGAUAUAAGAAAAAAUGUGAAGAACAAGUCCUAAUAUAUUAAGGCAGAAAAGUUGAAUUAAGAACUGCGAAUGACUAUAACUGAUAAAUUUGUCGUUUUAAUCGUCCUACGUUUGUUUUUCUUUUUGUUUUAAGUUGUCGUAUUUAUUUUAUUUUUUUAUAUAUAUAUACAUACACGCACGCAUACAUGUGUUUCGUUGAAUGAAUCGUCGUUGCUGUCGUUAAUAAUUCUGAUUUCACGCGAUCGCAUGCCGUUUGAGUAAAGGAUCGAAGGUUCGACCACGAUGACAAUGAAUUUGUUAUAACGAUGAUGAUGAUUAUGAUCGUGGUGUUGCCUUCGAACUAGUCGCGAGUAUAAUAAUAAUAUUAAUUGAUAAUAAUAAUGCGUUGUUCCGAGAGAUUAUGCGAUCGCCGAUGUGUUUUACGGUGAUCGACGAUAGCGAGUAAAAGAAGAGAAAAUGAGAUGAAAGUGUGAAUGAUAAUCGAGAUUGAAAGGGAAAACAAAUACGUCUCCACAAUGGAGAGAAUCGAUUAUGCGAGAAAGACGGAAGGAAAUUACGAACCGAUUGUUACGGAUAUAUAUGAUGAUCACAUUAACAUCAUCAUGACGGUGAUGAUUAUACAAUACCAUGAUACAAACACGAUACUACGAGUAUGCUAAACUAACCGUAUUUGUUGAUGUGUAGUUAUUGUAGAUAGAUGAAUGUAAAUAUAUAUAUUACGAAAUUGUUAAGGAAACAAAAAAAUUAAUUUUAACGAAGGAAAAAAAUACAGUAUAUGAUACCACGCUAAAGAAAGAGAAACACACACAUUGCAGAGGACACUCUGUGUAGUUUGUCUCAUGUAUAUCCCGAAGGACACACAUUAAUUAAAUAUAUAUAUAUAUAUAUGUACACGAAACACACACAUACGAUUCGAAGAAGAUCGUGCAACAUACACCACUGAAUCGAAUCGAUACGAUGAUACUCUGGAUGUAAAACGAUCCUAGGAUCUGCGAGCAAAAGUAGCUUUAGAAGAGAAUGAAGAAGGAGAAGAUAAGUUUGUACUGAUCUUACGCUGAUGCAUGCGACUGCCACAAUGUUACAGUGAUAAAGAUCGUAAAAGAGAUUAGAAAACACGAUACCGAUUAUAUUGUUGACACGAUGGAAGGCGAACCAGAAAUUGUAGAAACACGCGAAUUAGAAGUUCAGAGCAGCGCGUUCGCUUCUUGUGUUUCGAGUGACCACAACGAACACACACGCCUGUGCCUCGCUUCGCUCUCUUUCUCUCCCUCUACUAUAGAGCACACACAGUUAACAUGACAUUAUAGUAUCUCAGUUUAAACUUUAUACAAAAGUAAGAUCUACAGAUCAGAGCCGAAGGAAAGAAAGCUUGUUGUUGCAACGACACUCUUAUGGUUUACUUCAUAAGAGCGUCACGCAAAACUCAGACAAUAAAGAGGAGUCUCGCCGUGGUAUCGAUCUCUUUUUCGUUACGCACCCUGGUAACACCGUUUGUAACUUUCUCGUUCGACGAAUGAACCAAGAUAUACAUUGUUUGCUAUUGCCAGUGAGCCGGCACGGUUUAACAACUGUGUCAAGAAAAUUUAUAGUAGUCUAUAUGACUCGUUCGAUGGACAGGGAGAAUUUUGCAACAUAUCGUACUAUAAAGUUUUCUAUACUGCGUUUAACUUUUCUCUCGGCUCUGAAGAUCAGCGAAUGGAUGUCAAUCGUAAAACACACACAGACACACACGACCAGAAAAAUAAAACUGUUCGAGCUUAUAGGUCUCUUUACUACUGUGAAUUAAUUAGGACCGAUAGACUGUCGCGAGAGAACCCACCGUUUCUACCGCUUUUUAAACGUGAAUUUUUUGUUUAAGGACGAGAGGAGAAUGUUAGAUAUUAAGCGCUGUUUAACAAUAAAAUAGAAACACGCUGCGUUAGAAGGCAUCGAUCGAACAUCAGACGUAGGUUUUUAUAAUCGAUUAUGUAAAUUGAUUUGUUUUUGGGUCGGUCCAGGAAUGUGUGAAACGACGACGUCUGGUAGCGAAUCCCGGUUUGUUCUAUUACGAAAAGAAUUCUGUAGCGGCUUCAUAAUGAGACAAAGAAAGAGGAGAAGAAAUUAAGACGCUAUUUUAUACCAUAGCGAGAGUACUGGUUGCCAUUCCUUUCAAUUUAUUAGGAACAGUUCCCGAUGUUUCUGCGAUUUUCGAUCUUCCAUAGAGUACUGCAUUUUUAAAAACAUUUAUUAUUUAACAUCAUAACAGAAUUGUCACAUUAAAAUGAUUCAAGUUAAUCGGUAGCAAGCGAUCUUGUUCGAUUUAUGAAAGAAGGCUUAAAAAACAGCACGACGAGACGUUAUAGCAGAAACACAACUUAUAGUAUAUUUAUUUCAAAUUACGUUUACUACCGACGUGGAUUGUUGGAUUGAAUUGUUGAAUACGGGCUAGAAGAUUGUAAAAGCGAGUGGAAAUGGAGGAGAAGCGAAAAUUGUAAAUUUGAACGAGCGUAUUUCCGUGCACUGGUUAUGAAACGCACUUUACCGAAUAAAGACAAAUAGAGCGAAAACGAUCGUCGCUUAAAGCGGAAAAAAAUCUUAUGGAGCACGGUUUCAAGUAGUAAAAGUGGGAGAAACGCAGCUAUAGAAAGCACAAAAACUAUGUGUAUUCAAAUUACGUGUAGCUAUCUAUCAGCUUCGUUAGGACUAGUUGUCAAGUACAUAGUACACGAUCAUAGCGUUGUGUAAGACAUAUAAAGUUCUAGCGUCUAUAGGCAUUACUCUCUUGUGAUACUAACGAGUUAAAAAGGAACGAAGAUACAAAAGAUGGUAAAACAAAGUCCGGUUCGAGUGUGUCACUUUCUUUCGUGGCAGGGGAAAAAGGCCGUUGUAGAUGGAAAUUCUGAUAAUAAUGUAUAAUAUAUGUACAUCAGCCAGGACAAUACGAAUUUACAUAGAACGCGAGAGCAAACACGGAGGAAAAAGAAGAAAGGGAGGUAUAGAGAAGCGAAGUGUGCUCGAUCGUGGCAAAUUUGUCUCUUUCUUUUCUGUUUGAGAAGGACUCAAGACCCUCGCCUCUAGAUGCCGAAGAUCCAUGGUAUAAAUGUAAUAUUGUAACGUGAAAUAAAAGAAGAUGAUGUGUGUCUGAGAAAAUAUACGUUUUUCUCUUU
Messenger RNA from Bombus huntii, 8852 nucleotides. It is a transcript of the gene mtd, whose product is annotated as TLD domain-containing protein 2. The coding region runs from base 1551 to 5309 and encodes 1252 amino acids. Gene Ontology annotation, biological process: response to oxidative stress. Gene Ontology annotation, cellular component: nucleus. The transcript has 19 exons. The record is from RefSeq and is a predicted model, not a curated record. Lineage: Eukaryota; Metazoa; Arthropoda; Insecta; Hymenoptera; Apidae.